UCUGCUUUAUAUCUGUUCAUCACCCCUUUCAUUUCACCCUUUCAGCCGUUAUUCCUCACCAUGCCACCAAAGCAAGGAGAAGUCAUGUGGCCUAGAUUAGUUGCUAGUAAGAUACUGAACAAGCGAUUGGGAAGCAGCAACUUUGUGGCAGAUUAUUCAACUAACCUAGAACCAUUAUUGGGCUUCACAACCAUUGAUGAUCAUUCGACUCUGGGCUCCAAGACCAAUAAUCUUGACGAUCUCAAGGAGACUCAAAAGUACAAGAUAUUUGCUAGCACAUGGAACGUAGGAGGGCUUGCACCAGAUAAAGAUUUGAACAUAGAUGAUUUGUUGGAGACAAGUGGCACCAACUGUGACAUCUACGUGCUUGGGUUUCAAGAAAUAGUGCCUCUGAAGGCAUCAAACGUGCUGGGAUCUGAGAACAGGAAGAUCUCCAUGAAAUGGAACUCGUUGAUCAGAGAAGCUUUGAACAAGAGAACGGGGGGUCGUACGGACAUGGUGGGGAAUAAUAUUGAUGAGAAUAAUAAUAGUAAUAAAAAUAAUGAGGUGGAGGAGAUGGGAAACCCAGCUCAGUACAAUAAAAUAGCCCCACAAGAUUUCCAGUGUAUCAUUAGCAAACAAAUGGUUGGUAUCUUAAUAUCUGUGUGGGUUAGGAGACAUCUCCGUCCAUUCGUUCAGCAUCAAAGUGUCUCAUGCGUAGGCUGCGGGAUCAUCGGCUGCUUAGGAAACAAGGGUUCUGUGUCCGUGAGGUUUCAGUUGCAUGAAACAAGCUUCUGCUUUGUUUGCAGUCAUCUGGCUUCUGGGGGAAGAGAAGGAGAUGAAAAGCUUAGGAACUCUAAUGUCUCUGAAAUCUUUUCCAGGACAAGCUUCCCUAGAGGAGGCCCUUUGCUUGAUUUGCCUAAAAAGAUUCUUCAUCAUGACCUGGUAAUAUUGCUUGGAGAUUUAAAUUAUAGAAUUGCUCUACCAGAAGAAACGACACGCUUACUUGUUGAAAGUAAACACUGGGAUUCCUUACUAGAAAAUGAUCAGCUAAGGACGGAGCUGAUGAGUGGGAGCAUGUUAAGAGGGUGGCAUGAAGGAACAAUCAGAUUUGCCCCAACUUACAAGUACUGUCCCAACUCAGACGUCUAUUAUGGAUGCUUUUACCAUGGAAAAGGGGCACAAAAGAGGAGAGCUCCUGCAUGGUGCGAUCGGAUAAUAUGGUAUGGUAAGGGUUUGAAGCAACUUCAGUACACAAGAAGUGAAUCAAUGUUAUCAGACCACAGGCCUGUUAAGGCAAUGUUUAGUGCAGAGGUGAAGGUUUUACCAACACUGAAGAACUUGCAUAGCCUGUUUCUGUCGGAGAGAUUUGAGCAGCUUAAAUCCCACAUUCAAGUUUCCUCCACUGAUGAGUUAUUAUGUAAAACGCAAACAAGCUUCCGGUUAUAGAGCAAUUGAUUGUGUGAUUCUGUAUAUAUAUUAUUAAAUUUUUAAUGUUAUAUAUUCUCAAA
This is a messenger RNA of Neltuma alba, 1490 nucleotides long. RefSeq names its product type IV inositol polyphosphate 5-phosphatase 9-like. NCBI's taxonomy places the organism in Eukaryota, Viridiplantae, Streptophyta, Magnoliopsida, Fabales, Fabaceae. Bases 61 to 1428 code for a protein of 455 amino acids. Gene Ontology annotation, molecular function: phosphatidylinositol-4,5-bisphosphate 5-phosphatase activity; inositol-polyphosphate 5-phosphatase activity; phosphatidylinositol-3,4,5-trisphosphate 5-phosphatase activity. Gene Ontology annotation, biological process: phosphatidylinositol dephosphorylation. The record is from RefSeq and is a predicted model, not a curated record. The transcript is spliced from 8 exons.